This is a messenger RNA of Zingiber officinale, 938 nucleotides long. Its product is annotated as probable WRKY transcription factor 13. Gene Ontology annotation, molecular function: DNA-binding transcription factor activity; sequence-specific DNA binding. The record is from RefSeq and is a predicted model, not a curated record. The coding region runs from base 128 to 787 and encodes 219 amino acids. NCBI's taxonomy places the organism in Eukaryota, Viridiplantae, Streptophyta, Magnoliopsida, Zingiberales, Zingiberaceae. Gene Ontology annotation, biological process: regulation of DNA-templated transcription. The transcript has 3 exons.
UUGGGCCUUGAGGCACCUUUCGCUAAAUUCCUGUCCUUAAUUUGUGAGACACAAGUGACAGAGAUCGAGCCAGAAAGAGAGAGGUGAAGGAUAUAUCAAGUUUGUGAUUGAUAAGGGAGAGGGAUCGAUGUUUCCUUCCACUUCAGGUGCAGCGAAGAUGAACCAGCAAAUAGGUUUGGUGGAGAAUCCUCCGAUCAGCAGCUUCAACUUCCAACCUUCUCUUCUUCCUUUAAGCUCUUCUGCUUACGCUACGGUUGGAGGAGGAGAUCUUGUUCCCAUACACGGAGAAGAUGUUGGUCACCACCGUAUUAGGUCUUCAAACAAUAUUGAUUUAGGGUCAGAAGCUAGGUCAUCAAAGGACAAGCUGGGAUCAACGGAAGUUGGAAUCGUGCAGAUUCAUGGCAUGAUGAGUAGCAAGAAUGAUAAGGUCAAUAGCAGUUUGGCGAUCGGUUCGACUUCGAUGAGGAUGAUGAAGAAGAAGGGAAAGGGUAUGAGAAGGAAGAUGAGGGAGCCAAGGUUUAGCUUCCAGACGAUGAGCGAGGUAGAUGUGCUGGAUGAUGGCUACAAGUGGAGGAAGUAUGGCCAGAAGGUUGUCAAGAACACACAACAUCCAAGGAGCUACUAUAGAUGCACACAGGAGAACUGCCGGGUGAAGAAGCGGAUCGAACGGCUGGCAGAGGAUCCGAGGAUGGUGAUCACGACGUACGAAGGGCGACACGUGCAUUCUCCUUCGCACGACGAGGAGGAUUGGCAAGCCCCGUCGUCCAAAAUCACACUCUUUUGGUAGUUACGUAGUUUAAUAUCGAUCACCAUCGUAAUUAAUUACUUACAAAGUCUUAUGCACCCGCAAGACAGAUAUAUAUAAUCUGCAUGUAAUGUAUCAAUUAUAUAAACAUCUCGAUAAUUUUUUUUAAUAAUUAUUUUAAGAUUAAACUCUA